This is a messenger RNA of Mauremys reevesii (Reeves's turtle), 1903 nucleotides long. RefSeq names its product H-2 class I histocompatibility antigen, Q9 alpha chain-like. The record is from RefSeq and is a predicted model, not a curated record. NCBI's taxonomy places the organism in Eukaryota, Metazoa, Chordata, Testudines, Geoemydidae. Gene Ontology annotation, biological process: immune response. The transcript has 9 exons. Gene Ontology annotation, cellular component: external side of plasma membrane. The coding region runs from base 1 to 1059 and encodes 352 amino acids.
AUGGCGCUGCUGCUGCUGGUGCUGCUGGGGGCUGCGGCCAUCCAGGGGGGCUACGCCGGUCCGCACGCGCUGCGCUAUUUCUUCACGGCGGUGUCGGAGCCCGGCUCCGGGGUGUCCCCGUUCAGCAUCGUGGGCUACGUGGACGAUCAGCUGUUCAUGGACUACAACAGCGAGCGGCGGAGCGCGGAGCCCCGCGCGGAGUGGAUGGCGCGGCGCGAGGGGCCGCAGUACUGGCAGCGGGAGACCCAGAUCGCACAGGGCGAGCAGGCCACGUUCCGGGUGGACCUGAACACGCUGCGCGGGCGCUACAACCAGAGCGGGGGUGUACGCACCCUCCAGUUAAUGUAUGGCUGUGAUGUCCAGGCUGAUGGCAGCAAACGGGGAUUUUACCAGUAUGGCUAUGAUGGGGGAGACUACAUCAGCUUUGAUAAGAACACAAAGACCUGGACGGCAGUAGCCAAAGGGGCUCAGAUCUCCAAAGAGAAGUUAGAUGCAAACAGAGCUGGCAAUGAGCAAGCCAAGGACUACCUGGAGCGAGAGUGCAUCGAGUGGCUGGAGAAGUACCUGGAGUAUGGGAAGGAGACUCUGCAAAGGAGAGAGCGCCCCACUGCACUGGUGAGUGACAAGCCGUCAGCCAGUGGCCUCACCACCCUCUCCUGCCACGUCCACGGCUUCUACCCCCGGGACGUGGCUGUCGUGUGGCUGAAGAACGGGGAGCCGAGGCAGCAGGAGACGAUCCAAGGGGGGGUUGUUCCCAGCGGGGACGGGACCUACCAGAUUCGGGCGACCAUCGAGAUCGACCCUAACAGCAAAGAUGAAUAUACCUGCUGUGUGGAGCACACGAGCCUGACGGAGGAUCUGAGAGUGCCCUGGGCGCCCAAGUCCAAUGUGAUGCUGAUCGUGGGUGUCGUUAUCGGGGUUCUCGUGCUGGUCACUGCCAUCGCUGGAGCCAUUUUCUUCCUCAGGAAGAAGAAAGACGGUUACAAAGCGGCUGCAGCUCACGAAGGCUCUGCCAGCUCCGGAAGCAACAAUGGAUCAGACACCUGUGUCAAGGCGUAACGGAGCCCGUCAGCCCUGGCUGGGGGAUCCCAGACACGAGAGACCGGAUCAGAUCAGGCUCCUGGGAUUUCCACAGCUCAGCAGCACCUUCCACAGCCUGCUUAAAGCCCUUUGCCUUGAUUGUACUCGAGCUAAACGCCCGCCUGUGAGAGAACUGAGCUCUCCGUGGCUGCAGACAGCCAGGGGUGGUCGGGGUCGCUUAGUGUUUGAUUGCUACAGAACUGUCUUUUUUUUGAAAAAAUGAAAACUUGUAUCACUGAAGGUCUUGUUUGUAUAGAAAAAUAACCAGGGGUGGCUGGAGUGAGUUGUUAGCGAUGGGCUGUACCCAGCACACACUGUUCUGUUUGCUUUGAUUGUAACUUAGCCCCAGUUUUCUGUUUCCGCGGUGAUUACGGUGUUAAGAUGUUAUUCUUUUUGCUGCUGCAGCUUCCUGUGUAAUGGGCUAAAUCCUGCUGUCAGGGCACUGGUCACCCCAGUGUCAGGCCUUGUCUGCAUUGCGAUUUGCACCAGUGUAACUACAGAGGUGUGAGUUUGAAGUGCGCUAGUUAAAUCCCUGUGCGGACACUGAGUCUGGUGUAAGACAGGGCUUGUUUUGAUUCCCAAGUGACUCAAGCGACACCAGAAAAAGCCUCCUCUUCUCCCAGGAUCAGUGUCCCCUAACUGAUCUGGUGCACGUUUGCGUGUAGACAAAGCCUACGCUGGCGCUGAUUCUGCUCCCAAAUGGGUUGAUUUUGUGUGUGACGGAUGAGAUGUAAUUUUUUUUUUGCUUAAGAUUUUAAAACCAGUUUUAAAUAGUAACGUUCUGUCUCUUGGCAAUUUUCAGUUGAACACAAUAAAUGUAGGU